AUGGUGCAAGAAGAAGGUGGGUUUAUACGGCGUAGACGUACUAGAGCGUCCGCACAAAAAGUUAGCUAUAAAGAAAUAAGUGACCAUGAGACAGAUGAGGAUGAUGAGAAGACAUUGAAAAUUGAAAGUACUAGUGAUGAUGAGUAUAGAGAUAAUGCUGUCUUACUUUUCAAGGACGAAUACGAGGAUAGAAUUGAAAUCAUACCGGAUUCUGCUGAUGAAGAAACCCUAAGUGAGGACUUUACUAUAAAGACUGAAAGAUUAGAAGAAGAUGAUGAUGACGAUGAUGAGCCUUUAUCAAAAAGGCGUAGGACUACAAGGCCUGAACGUAAACGUGCACCAGCCAAGAAGAAGAAGGAUAAAGGACCGAAGUUAACCCCAUAUGAAAGAAACACGAUAAGACUUUUUGAAAAUCAUCCAGAACUACAGAAUGUAUUUCCCGAUUUGCAAAAUGCUCCAGCGUAUGUUCCAACUAGAGCUACUCAGCCAGAUGGUAUGAAUAUAAAGCUUCUUCCUUUCCAACUAGAGGGACUGCACUGGUUAAUAUCUCAGGAAGAUGGUAUGUAUGCUGGAGGGGUUUUGGCAGACGAGAUGGGUAUGGGUAAGACAAUUCAGACUAUUGCCCUCUUGAUGAGUGAUGUAGCCAAGACGCCUUCUUUGGUUGUAGCACCAACUGUCGCCCUGAUACAAUGGAAAGACGAAAUAGAACAACAUACGAAUGGUAAACUAAAAGUAUAUGUGUAUCAUGGUUCCUCAAAAACUGUGAACAUUGCUGACAUGGCUGGUUAUGAUGUCAUUCUCACCACAUAUGCUGUUUUAGAAUCUGUUUUCAGAAAGCAAAAUUAUGGGUUCAGAAGAAAACAUGGCCUGGUUAAAGAGCCUUCAGCUUUACAUAACAUGGAGUUUUAUAGGGUGAUUCUAGAUGAGGCCCAUAACAUUAAAGAUAGACAGAGUAAUACUGCCAGAGCCGUAAAUCUUUUGAGAACUAAAAAAAGGUGGUGUUUAAGUGGUACUCCUUUGCAAAAUAGAAUUGGUGAAAUGUAUUCCUUGAUUAGGUUUUUAGGUAUCGAUCCAUUUUCUAAAUAUUUCUGCACUAAAUGUGAUUGUGCCUCCAAAGAGUGGAAAUUUUCCGACAAUAUGCAUUGUGAUAGUUGUAGCCACGUUAUAAUGCAACACACAAAUUUUUUUAAUCAUUUUAUGUUAAAAAAUAUCCAAAAGUAUGGUGUCGAAGGUCCAGGCCUAGAAUCAUUUAAUAAUAUUCAAAUUUUAUUAAAAAAUAUUAUGUUAAGAAGAACUAAAGUAGAAAGAGCCGACGACUUAGGUCUACCACCAAGAAUUGUGACUGUUAGACGUGAUUAUUUCAAUGAGGAGGAAAAAGAUCUUUACCGAAGUUUGUAUUCUGACGUGCAGAGGAAAUAUAACUCGUAUGUCGAAGAAGGUGUUGUUCUCAAUAAUUAUGCUAAUAUUUUUUCAUUGAUCACAAGAAUGAGACAGUUAGCCGAUCAUCCUGAUUUAGUUUUAAAGAGAUUGACAAAGGAUUUGACGGAUACUACUGGCGUUAUUGUUUGCCAGUUAUGUGAUGAUGAAGCUGAAGAGCCAAUUGAAUCGAGAUGUCAUCAUAAGUUUUGCAGACUUUGUGUUCAAGAAUAUGUGGAAUCGUAUUUAGAAACCAAUAAUAACUUGACAUGCCCAGUUUGUCACAUCGGUUUAAGUAUUGAUCUUUCACAACCUUCUUUAGAGGUCGACGUUGAUGCGUUUAAUAAACAAAGUAUUGUUAGCAGACUAAAUUUGAAAGGCACAUGGAGAUCAUCUACUAAAAUUGAAGCCCUUGUGGAAGAGUUAUAUAAGCUCCGGAGCAAUGUCAGGACAAUUAAAUCAAUUGUAUUUUCUCAAUUUACAAGUAUGCUGGAUUUAGUUGAAUGGAGGUUAAAAAGAGCCGGAUUCAAAACGGUAAAGCUUCAAGGUAGUAUGUCACCUACGCAGAGAAGUGAAACAAUUAAGUAUUUCAUGAAUAACAUUGACUGUGAAGUAUUCUUAGUUAGUUUAAAGGCUGGUGGUGUCGCAUUAAAUUUGUGUGAGGCCUCACAAGUUUUUAUAUUAGAUCCCUGGUGGAAUCCAAGUGUUGAAUGGCAGAGUGGGGAUAGAGUUCAUAGAAUAGGUCAGUUUAGGCCAGUGAAAAUCACUAGAUUUUGUAUAGAGGAUAGUAUUGAAUCAAGAAUCAUUGAAUUGCAAGAAAAGAAAGCUAAUAUGAUUCAUGCUACUAUAAAUCAAGAUCAAGCUGCCAUAAAUCGGUUAACUCCUGCUGAUCUACAGUUCUUAUUUAAUAAUUAA
Molecule: messenger RNA, 2331 nt
Organism: Kazachstania africana CBS 2517
Lineage: Eukaryota; Fungi; Ascomycota; Saccharomycetes; Saccharomycetales; Saccharomycetaceae
Gene: RAD16
Product: DNA repair protein RAD16
Exons: 1
Coding region: 1-2331 (776 amino acids)
Molecular function (GO): ATP binding; metal ion binding; ATP-dependent chromatin remodeler activity
Source: RefSeq, a predicted model, not a curated record